AAUACAAAAGAAAGAAAAAAGACAAUUAAAAAUUAUAAUUUAAAUAAAUAAAUAAAUAAAUAAAAGACUAUUAAAAAUGGAAGUUCAAAAUUCGUAUUUUACUACUAGUGCUUAUGAGGCUAAUAGAUACUUUAUGUAUCCUUCUCCGCCGCAUAUUUUGAGCCAACAAACUUUGAUUGAUUCGAUAUUUACAAAAACGGAGGAAGCUUUCCAAAUGCAGCAUAACAUUAGAUUUCCAACACCACCACAUACCCCACCAAAAACCGUUAAACUCUCACCGCAUCCACAAGAAGCAACACAACAACGGACUCAAUCUGUUAUUAUGAAGGUCGGACAUGUAAAGGAUACCAACCCGAUGGACACAAAUGAGGAUACUGAACAAAGUACCGAACAAGAUAUAUCGAAUAAUGAAUUCGUUUGUAAUUGGCUACACUGUAAAAGAAUCUUUGAGAGUUUGGAACUACUCGCUGCACAUGUCACACAAGAGCAUGCAGUCGCUUCACUUAAUGACGGCCUGUACUAUUGUCGAUGGUCAGGUUGUUUGCGUACAGAUCGGGGCUUUAAUGCGCGCUAUAAAAUGUUAGUACAUGUCAGAACGCAUACAAAAGAGAAACCUCAUCAGUGCCAUCUUUGUGAGAAAAAAUUUUCAAGAGCUGAAAACCUUAAAAUACACAUACGAUCUCAUUCGGGUGAAAAACCGUAUAUAUGCACUUUUGAGGGUUGCCAAAAAGCAUAUUCCAACUCAUCAGAUAGAUUUAAACACACGCGUACUCAUUCUAUGGAAAAGCCUUACAUGUGUAAAGUACCUGGCUGCCAGAAACGUUACACCGAUCCAUCAUCUUUACGCAAACAUGUUAAAACAUUUAAACAUGCUUUACAAAUAAUUGAUGAUAAUUCCAGUUUUCGUACACAAAGUAAUCCAUCUCCACCAGCUAUACAAACUAUUCAUUCUGAGCCUACAAAUACUAGUUCACCAAUAACCCACCAUUAUCUUCAUAAAUACGAAACACAAGCUUCAACAUAUCUAUGUAAUUCACCUACAACGAAUUAUUAUAUGGGUAUUGCAGAGGAAGAUAUAUGCCAUUUAAAAGCAUCACAAUAUGAUUCCUAUUAUGAUGAUGCUCAUCCGAAUAGCAUACCAUAUUGGAUUACAGAUAAUCGCUGCCGUAACAUUGAAGUUGCAUAUCACAGCUCUUACCCUGCGAUGCAGAGAGAAAGUAAUCAUCAUAUGAAUAUGGAUAUAGAUGCACCACUCGAUUUAAGAGUUAUCAAUCGCAAAUAAUUAAUCAUUUGUUCAUUUUAAAUGAAUCAUGUUGAUUCUAGUCAUUUUAUAAAAAAUUAUUUUAAAACUCUCAAUUUAUGUGUAAGCCUAUCGUACGUUUCGAAAGAAAUUGAAUA
Molecule: messenger RNA, 1398 nt
Organism: Teleopsis dalmanni
Lineage: Eukaryota; Metazoa; Arthropoda; Insecta; Diptera; Diopsidae
Product: zinc finger protein GLIS2 homolog
Exons: 3
Coding region: 77-1282 (401 amino acids)
Biological process (GO): smoothened signaling pathway; regulation of transcription by RNA polymerase II
Cellular component (GO): nucleus
Molecular function (GO): RNA polymerase II cis-regulatory region sequence-specific DNA binding; DNA-binding transcription factor activity, RNA polymerase II-specific
Source: RefSeq, a predicted model, not a curated record